Vitis riparia (riverbank grape) is the source of this 1519-nucleotide messenger RNA. Its product is annotated as oleoyl-acyl carrier protein thioesterase 1, chloroplastic-like. The transcript has 7 exons. The record is from RefSeq and is a predicted model, not a curated record. Gene Ontology annotation, molecular function: acyl carrier activity; fatty acyl-[ACP] hydrolase activity. Bases 132 to 1262 code for a protein of 376 amino acids. Gene Ontology annotation, biological process: fatty acid biosynthetic process. NCBI's taxonomy places the organism in Eukaryota, Viridiplantae, Streptophyta, Magnoliopsida, Vitales, Vitaceae.
CAAAACCAGUGGUUUUCUUUGUGGCGGCUCUGCCUCGGUCCCAUCGCCCACCUCCCACCUCUAACCUCCUCCGGCACCAUAAAUACACACAUACCCACACCUUUCAAUUGGUAUCAGUUUCGAAUCCUCCAAUGUCGGUAUCGAUGCUCAAGGCGCCAUGCAAUGCAGCCGACCAACUUCAAGCCCUAGCCCAAUGCCGCGCCUACGUCGCCCCCCGCCGACUGCCUCGCCGCCGGAUCUCCGGAGUCUCCUUCUCAGCACCUCCCAGGACUCCGGUGGUGGCGGUGCUGGACCGGGUGGCCGCCGCCGAUGGAGAGCAGAGCCGGUUGGCGGUAGCGGGCUCCGGGAGCUUGGCGGACAGGCUCCGGAUGGGGAGCUUGACGGAGGAUGGGUUGUCGUACAAGGAAAGGUUCAUUGUGAGGUGCUAUGAGGUGGGGAUUAACAAGACUGCGACUGUUGAAACCAUUGCUAAUCUCUUGCAGGAGGUAGGAUGCAACCAUGCCCAGAGUGUCGGAUUUUCAACAGAUGGUUUUGCGACAACCCACACCAUGAGAAAAUUGCAUCUCAUAUGGGUGACUGCUCGCAUGCAUAUUGAAAUCUACAAAUACCCAGCUUGGAGCGAUGUGAUUGAAAUAGAAACAUGGUGCCAAGGGGAAGGAAGAAUUGGAACUAGACGUGAUUGGAUUCUCAAGGACUAUGCUACUGGUCAAGUUAUUGGGAGAGCAACAAGCAAGUGGGUGAUGAUGAACCAAGAUACUAGACGACUUCAGAAAGUCAGUGAUGAUGUCCGGGAUGAAUUCUUAAUUUACUGUCCACGAGAACUAAGAUUAGCAUUCCCAGACGAGAAUAAUAGCAGCCUGCAGAAAAUAUCAAAACUGGAAGAUCCUUCUCAGUAUUCCAGGCUAGGACUUGUGCCUAGAAGAGCUGAUCUGGACAUGAACCAGCAUGUAAACAAUGUUACUUACAUUGGUUGGGUGCUAGAGAGCAUGCCUCAAGAGAUCAUUGACACCCAUGAGCUGCAAACCAUCACCUUGGAUUAUAGAAGGGAAUGCCAACAUGAUGACAUAGUGGAUUCCCUCACAAGUUCAGAAUCAACUGAGGAUGCAAAAACCAUUCCAGAGCUUCGAGGAACAAAUGGAUCUGCUACUGCAACAAAAGGUCAACAGGACUGCUGUCAGUUCUUGCAUUUGUUGAGGUUGUCUGGUGAGGGUCUUGAAAUAAACAGGGGCCGUACUGAGUGGAGGAAAAAAACUGCAAGAUAAGGGUAUCUUUCAUUUUGCAAUACUUUCUCAUCUUAAGUGGGCUUCAUGGUGAUUUCUUCCUACUCUUUUUUAUUUUUCUUGUUUCCUUCCCAAGCAAUUUCGCUCUGGAUUUAUGUUUCUUAGGAGCUAAGUUGUUGAUUUCUGUCUUCUAUCAUAUGCCUAGAGUUUGUCAAAGUAUUUGUACUUGAAUAUGAACUUUGAUGGGCCAAACUCCAGACCCCAUGAAUGAAGUUUUGAAUUAUAAUUCUUUUUCUUUC